This is a messenger RNA of Trypanosoma rangeli, 2349 nucleotides long. Its product is annotated as PIF1 helicase-like protein. Gene Ontology annotation, biological process: DNA repair; telomere maintenance. Lineage: Eukaryota; Euglenozoa; Kinetoplastea; Trypanosomatida; Trypanosomatidae. The record is from RefSeq and is a predicted model, not a curated record. The transcript has a single exon. Gene Ontology annotation, molecular function: DNA helicase activity. The coding region runs from base 1 to 2349 and encodes 782 amino acids.
AUGGCGGCAUUAAAACCCAAAAUGACUGUCUCUGCUGUGCGGGGCCGUAUAAUCGUGACGGCGGAAGACGGUGAGCGGAUAGGCCAGUGGGGUGGUACGGAGUGUUUUCUCUCGCGACAGUCCGGACUUGGCCCAUGCUUUGUUGUCCGUUCUAGUCGUCAUAAGCACCACGAGGGGACGUUCUUCCAACUAGCGGGGCUUCAGCGUGUCUUGUCGGCGUAUGCCAUGGAUGGAAAGCUUACAGUUGUAGUGCCGCAUGAGCAACGGGUGUGCACCGUGUUUAUUGAGACCACAGCCGACGUGGAUGCCUUGCGCAUCAUGGCCGCAGUGCUGCAGGACCGCAAUCAUUGGAGAGAGAUUGAGAAGAAUGUGGCAUGCAAAAAAUGCCGAGAGGGACGUGGAGGCAAGGCAACAGGGCACGUGCUUCGUGACCCAAAUGUAUUUGCCAUGUCAGAAUGGGAUGAUAACGAUGCCAAAAGCAGUAACGACGCAGCGGAUAAUGAUGGCGACGGCGUGGAUAUUCGUGAUGCCGACAAACCCACGACACAGUCAGCGAAAAGGGAAAACGCACUCUCACAAGCUGCAUCUGUGGCACAUUUAGAAGUGACCUCGAUGCGGACAAAGUCUUUCCUGGGGAAUAGCACGCGUGAGAAGGUGACGUCUUUUGCCAGCGCGUCAUGGACAACGGAGCAGAUGCGUGCCAUUCAGUUGGUGCGCACGGGGAGAAACGUCUUCUUGACGGGAUCAGCGGGCACGGGAAAAACAGCCUGGCUUCUGUACCUGCUGCAGGAUGUCUUGUCAAAAAGUGAGGGCGUAGUGGCAACCGCCACCACGGGUGUUGCCGCUCGCAUUAUUGGCGGGGUUACAAUUUACGCGUUUGCUGGCAUUGGCAGAGGGGAAGGCUCGUUUGACAAGAUCUACCACCGCGUCAAGGGCCGCCCGGAGGUGGUGCGGGCGUGGCGACAGUGUAAGACACUCAUCAUUGAUGAAAUCGGCGUUCUUCCAGUGAAUGUUUUCCUCGUGUUGGAUGCGAUUGCCCGCCAAGUGCGUCGCGAACCCGAAAAACCGUUUGGGGGUCUUCAGCUCGUUCUUCUUGGUGACUUUUUGCAGCUGCCUCCUGUCACCGCCUCGGCGGCUUCUGUGAGUGGCAACCACGCAGGCGAUACUAAGGAGGAGCCAAAGUGGUGCUUUGAGUGCCCGUUGUGGAGAAACCUACAGUUUGCCGCCGUUGAGUUCCGUAAGAACUACCGGCACGAAGGCGACCCCGUCUUCGCAGCAUGCAUGGAAGAUAUCCGAUACGGGCGGUAUACUCGUCGUGUGGAGAGUCUGUUGUUGUCAUGUCUUAACCGACGGCUGGAGGAUUCUUUUGGUGUUGAGCCCACCGUCAUUAUGGCGCGCCGUCAGAGUGCCACGACGUAUAACACGGAGCGUUUGCAGCUACUGGACGACGUUAAUUUCCAUCGCUACACCUCCGAGGACUACGCCUCAACGCCCGGGUACGAAUUGGAUAAGGAGGUUUCGCUGCUUCCGCUGCUGGAGUUGCGUGUUGGGGCGCAGGUGGUGCUGCUCGCCUCUUUGCCAAAUGCGCCGUAUCUCUCCAACGGCGAUCUUGGAGUUGUGGUUGCUUUUUCGGAACAGGCGCAGGGCUCGGCAUUUCCAGUGGUGUGCUUCACAAGUAGCGGUGGUGAGGAGGUGGUGGUGCCGCCCGUGCGGAUGGAUGUCUUGGCGUCGGAUGGUCGGGUUGUAGCCGCACGCACGCAAAUUCCAUUGCAGCUCGCGUGGGCUCUGACAGUACACCGGGUGCAGGGCAUGACGCUGCCGAUGGCGCGGGUGGAACUCAAUGGAAGUUUCUUCGAGUGUGGGCAGGCGUAUGUCGCGCUCACGCGGGUUCGCCGGCGGGAGGAUCUGGCCAUCACGGAGUUCGACCCGAGCUCUAUUGGCGCUGAUGCUAAAGUGGUGGCGUUUUACGAAACAACGUUUCCGCGUGACCCAAACAUGGCAGUCGCGGGAGGAUCAGAGGACGGGAGUGCGCUUGUGGAGGUGCGGCGAACAGGCAAGCAGCCCCGGACGCACGCUUCUCUGCCCACCGCAAAGGAGAAGCGACAGCGCGAGGAGAACAGCGACGAGAACGACACCUUGCGAGAGGGCACGCGGCUCUUUGAUACACAAAUGCGUGCCGGCGUCUCCGUGGCGGCGUCACCACCAGUGACGCCGAGCGCCUUAAAACUUCUGGCUGUUGCUGGGAACGCCAUCCCACGGCUGACGCAAGAGGCUGACGAGGCGGACGCAGCGUGCUCUCAGGAGCUUCAUCCCGCCUUGCAGCACGCACUGCUGAUGGACGACGAUUAA